Onychomys torridus (southern grasshopper mouse) is the source of this 5877-nucleotide messenger RNA. RefSeq names its product doublecortin (gene Dcx). The record is from RefSeq and is a predicted model, not a curated record. NCBI's taxonomy places the organism in Eukaryota, Metazoa, Chordata, Mammalia, Rodentia, Cricetidae. Gene Ontology annotation, cellular component: axoneme; neuron projection. Gene Ontology annotation, molecular function: microtubule binding. Bases 180 to 1280 code for a protein of 366 amino acids. Gene Ontology annotation, biological process: intracellular signal transduction; axoneme assembly; neuron migration. The transcript is spliced from 7 exons.
CUUUCGAGUGAUUUUCAAGCAGAAUGUGACAGAUGUCAAACGGGAAAAGCUCUCUUCCUGUGUGUGUCUGUCUCUGUCUUUCUUCUUCGCUUUUAUCUGCCGUGUUCUGUAGGAUUGUUGUCCUCUAAGAUUCUACCUGGGAUUUUCCUCUGGAAAAGUUGCUGCAGUUCAAUCAAAAUAUGGAACUUGAUUUUGGACAUUUCGACGAAAGAGACAAAGCAUCUAGGAAUAUGAGAGGGACACGGAUGAAUGGGCUUCCAAGUCCCACUCAUAGUGCACACUGUAGCUUCUACAGAACCAGAACCUUGCAGGCACUAAGUAACGAGAAGAAGGCCAAGAAGGUACGUUUCUACCGCAAUGGGGACCGCUACUUCAAGGGGAUUGUGUACGCUGUUUCUUCUGACCGUUUUCGUAGUUUUGAUGCAUUGCUGGCUGACCUGACUCGAUCCUUGUCCGACAACAUCAACCUGCCUCAGGGAGUGCGUUAUAUUUACACCAUCGAUGGAUCCAGGAAAAUUGGAAGCAUGGAUGAACUGGAAGAAGGGGAAAGCUAUGUCUGUUCCUCAGACAACUUCUUUAAAAAGGUUGAGUACACCAAGAAUGUCAAUCCCAACUGGUCUGUCAACGUAAAAACAUCUGCCAACAUGAAAGCUCCCCAGUCCUUGGCUAGCAGCAACAGUGCUCAAGCCAGAGAGAACAAGGACUUUGUGCGUCCCAAACUCGUGACCAUCAUCCGCAGUGGGGUCAAGCCUCGGAAGGCGGUGCGUGUGCUUCUCAACAAGAAAACAGCCCACUCUUUCGAGCAGGUUCUCACUGAUAUCACAGAAGCGAUCAAACUGGAAACCGGAGUUGUCAAAAAACUCUAUACCCUUGAUGGAAAGCAGGUUACCUGUCUCCAUGAUUUCUUUGGUGAUGAUGAUGUGUUCAUUGCUUGUGGUCCUGAAAAGUUCCGCUAUGCUCAAGAUGAUUUUUCAUUGGAUGAGAAUGAAUGCAGAGUCAUGAAAGGGAAUCCAUCUGCCACAGCUGGCCCAAAAGCUUCCCCAACACCUCAAAAGACAUCAGCUAAGAGUCCAGGCCCAAUGCGUCGCAGCAAGUCUCCAGCUGACUCAGGUAACGACCAAGACGCAAAUGGAACUUCCAGCAGUCAGCUGUCAACACCCAAAUCGAAGCAGUCUCCUAUCUCUACACCCACAAGUCCAGGAAGUCUGCGGAAGCACAAGGUAGACUUGUACCUGCCGCUGUCAUUGGAUGACUCUGAUUCACUUGGCGAUUCCAUGUGAAAGAUGAUAGGCUAUAAAAAAACCUAUCACUAAAGCAGAAUGCUUUCGCUCAAGUGACCAACAAGGCUAUUGGUGCUUAAACAUUUUUGUUGUUGUUGUUGUUGUUGUUGUUAUUUUUCAAAACACUCUGUAGUACAUAGGGUUUAUUUUCUUGUGACUUCUCCUCUGGGCCACUAAUUCACAAUUACCAAUUAUGAGAAAUAGAUUGAUAACCAUCCUUUUGAGUGACUUUCCAGAACUGCCAAAUGUGCUAGUCCAUGACCUUUCUACUGAAUGCUUAGGGGCCUUUGUAUUUUCCCCACUCAAUUUGUUCAGAUAGUAGUCUUUCUUACGUGGAAGGCUGUUUACAUACAUAUCACUUAAAAUGUUUGUGUGUGGGGGAAACAUUCAUAUGCAGAUCUGGAUGUGAAAAACCUAAGUGUCCCUUGCCUCUGUAUCUUCAAAAUGCUGGAGGAUGUCAGGAGGGUGGCAAGUCAGAUCCUUGGCUUGGCUCUCUGCUCUUAAUUGAGCCUCCAGUGUAUUGUCUAGCACUAAUCCUGUCUGUCAAGGAGGAGAAACACCAGCUACUUAUAAUGUGACACCAUGUACUUAGGGCUAUUGUAUAGGGCUAGCUGAAGGAGAUGAGGCAGAAUUGGGUGGAAAACUGCCCACAUUUCAGUAGGAUUUAUAAAGCACAGUGGAUUCCUGGUCAACUCCUCUAUUGGGGACAUUUGGAAUCAAUUGAUGAGUUUGGGCAAGUGAUGUCACAUAUAUGGUUCCUCCAGGAGGCUUUCCAACAAAGUUAGUACAUGAAUAGUAUGGUAUCCAUCUAGCUCUGUUCUAUUGAAUGCCUUGUAAACAACCAACCCUACAAACACUGUGAGAUUUUGUUUUCAGGUCUGACACCUUUUGGUCGCUUUUUAUAGCAAGAAACCAUAUCCUUUUUAUAAAAACUCAAGUCUGUAUUUCAGGAGCAAAACUCUUCAGGCUCCUUUUUUAUAAACUGGUGAUUUUUUCCUUUGUCUAAAAAACACAAGCAGAAAAUUUACCAAAAAAAUGCAGAAGAAUACUGUAGUUUAGAAACCACGCUCUCACUGCCAAACAGAAAACUCCAGGAGAAAACACAAUGACUAGAGGCCAAUUCAAUAGAAUCAGUCUUUUGAUACCUUUUUAACAGUUACACUUACAGUAAUAAUUUCAACGUGGACCAGACAUCCUAAUUAUAUUUUAAAUGAAAUGUUAUGGCAUAUUUUAAGUAACUCUUUUUUAUCGAUAAUCCUAAUAUUUCAUACUGAAGAUACAGAGACGUUUCACGUGUCUUUAACAUUAGAAAGGAUUUCUCUUUAUUAAGGAUUAAUCACUUGAAAUAACUCUCAGUCUUUGAGGUUUAUAACACUGAUUUUUGUCUGUAAUCAUAGCCCAUAAUAGCCAAGACAACUAAAUUUAGGUGAAAGCCAUGCAUGCCAAGUCUGUGUUUGAUUUUAAUAGAUAGGGAGAUUUCCUUUAUUUCUUUGUAAUUGUUUGUUCAGGUAGUUUGAAAGAUGCAUCGUUCAAAGCCACGAUGUUUGGCUUCUGAAUGAUAUGCAGUAGUCCCUCCAUUCUAAAUAGAAUGAGUGUGAGGUUCGUGUGUGUGUGUGUGUGUGUGUGUGUGUGUGUGUGUGUGUGUGUGUGUCUAGGCUGCUUCAUAAUUAAGAAAUACUGCAGGACAACUCAACAUGGAUUGAUGGUGACUCGGUGGCAUUGCUGAUGUGCAGGGGAAAAUAGGAUGGAAGGGUAGUUAGAGAGCCCCUUGAUAAUCUUCAGAUGUCCUUCAUUACAAGAUUACAAGAAACAUUGUUUUUUUGUUGGUUCAGGAGAAUUGAGAUGAUGGGAGUUCUGGUUUCUGGUUAAACUGGCCAUUGAAGAACCAAAAAUGAUGAGGUUCUGCUCUUGCCCUUUCUUUAUUUGUAUACCCACAUGAAAUGAUUAAGAAGCCCAUUUGACUUAGCCCCCAUUUCAUUCUAGAAGCUCAGUGUGUUCUUAGUGCCUCCCAGAACAUUUGAGUUAAUUAGGGCAAAUUCAUUAUUGGGGAUGGAUAGAAAUUAUGGUGGGAGGUCUAUUUUUAAUCUCUGGGCCAGGUCCUCCAACACACUCUAUGUCGGUCUUUCAGCAAAUCGCUUCUAGUGCCCUGUCUGUAUUUAAGAUGAGAACAUGAAUAUCCAGACAGCUUAAUGACCUACUAGCAGAGAAAAUUCAAAGUUCCUCAUGCCCAGUCUUCUCAGUAGUUCUCUAUGUAUUUUCUUACUUGUGGCAUAUACGCUACUAGAAAAUACUAUGGACAUAUUUUCUUUAGAAUGUUCUUGGAACAGACAUUCUUCUAUAACAAUAGUGCCCUUUCUGUCCAUCUUUGAACUAACUACGAGGAAACCUUUUACAAAUAUUUUUCAUUUAUAGGCAGGCACAUAUACAUGUAAGAACACAUUUUGUUUUUACAGCUACUUCAUGUGGCAGGGCUUGGUAUAGUUCAAAGCUCAAAUCUCCAAUAACUUCAUUUAAAAUUGGCUCAUAUUCAAGUAAAUUUUUUUUUCAGAACUGACUGGGCUCAUAUAUCUCCCUUACUUCAUGUCCAGUUUUAUCACUUUAGACCCAUUGUGUUGAGUAUGCACGGUCAGCAAGCAUUUGCCACUACUUUCCAUAAUGUCUCCCUUUUUAUUACACACACACACACACACACACACACACACACACACACACUCCAUGUUGCUUGUUCCUACCUCCUGACUUUUCUUCCCUGCAGAAAUAGAAAUCGGGGCAAAAAGGGAAAUGUGUAUAUAGGGGCUGGGUUGACAACUAACUUCAUAAGUAGUGGUAAUUAGAAUUAGUGAGAGAAAAGCUUUUUUUCUCAUAACUGUUUUGGAAAGGAUAGCCAUUAGCAUGACUGCUGUGUGUCCUUAUGGACUUAGUAUUAGCCUAGAAUGAAUCAUAGCAUUUUCUAGCUGGAAGGAAGCUGAAGAUCACAUCAUCUGCUCCAAACUCUUCAUUUUCUUAAGGCCAAGAAGCAGAAAAAGAAGUAAUUUCACCCCAAGGUCGCACAGUUGCCUGUUGGCAGUGUUGGGAUUAGAACCUACACCUCUUGGCUCUUAUUCCAGGGUCUUUUCCAACUAGCCAGUAUUGUCUUCUGUGAGGCUCCUGAAAAUUCUUUCCCAGGGUCGUGUUGCCUCCUGGAUCCAUAUGCUACUUUGUUGAUCUCAGCAAAAAAGCCACUCAGCAACCUAAUCUGGUCCUUUCUCUUCACAUUUUUAUUGUUUCAUCCUCAUGGGUUGCAGGUAGCCCCAAAGAGAGGGAGGCAUUGAGGACCAGAGGGUUGAUGCCCCACCUUCCAAAUUACCCCCCCAUCUCCUGCUCUGUCCAAGUAGAAUGGAAAAUGACUACUUUUUUUCCUUAUCAGUUUCCUUCAAUGUCAUUUCACACUCAUUAUUUCUCCCAGGAUAAGGGAGUUGUUUCUUGUUUCCAAAACAGAGAAAAUAAGAAAUGUAGAGCAAUAGCUUUGUUUAUUCUGAUUUUCUGAGAUGACUUUUUUUUUCAUUUUAAAAACUAGCCCCACUAGCAUUUCUACUAACAACGAUUUCUUUAAAAUAUGAUAAUUGUAAUUGUCCUCAGUCUCAAUGUCCCCAUAGCCAUGCUGCUCUGAUGAAAACAAUAUUCAAGUAUAAACAAGUAGUUUUGUCACUAAAUUGUCCCCUGAAUACCACUAAAUAUUGGUUCUUUGUACUUGUACCAAAAUAGCACACAGUAAUCUUAUACAUUAUAUUAUAUUCUAGCUCUUUGUGUAGCCUAUUUAUGUGGUUUUCCACAACAGAAAUUAGGACAACAUGAUCUGUACGUGUGGGUUUCUUUACAGCAAGGCUCUUUGGGAAGUAAUUAAAAUUAAUUGAGCUCUAAAAGACUUCUUAACUGGAUUUACCCAAGUUCAGGAACUCUUUUCUCCUCCUCUCCAGUUGGGAGUGACCAAGGAAUCCUAAAGUGGGUGUAUAGCUUCUAUGUCCUGGAUACUUCUUAGAAUCAUCCAGCCCAAGUUUUAGGCAAGUAACACAGUGCUUGUUUUGUAUAAAAUUGUGUGUGCAUCCCCAGUCUCUUCAAUAUUCUAGGUAGAGGUUUCACCAUUCCCUUUCACAUUUGCUUCCACAUGGGUUUCCCUUUUAGAAAACAAAGAAGUAAUACAAACCUUUUGGAUGGGAGAAGUAGCAUGCCCAUGUGUCCUUAAUGAGCUUCUGCAAUGAUGAGAAUAUUUCAAGAGACUAGGCUGCCUAAGGAACAACUGUGUUAAGAGACUUUUCUAGCAGAAGCUCCAUGACAACGUAGCUUCACUGACUUUCUUCACUAUGGAAAUAAAAGGUACUGGCUAUUUCUCUUUUCUUUCUUUUUUUAAACUGGUGACUGGAGCUUGUUCUUGUCAACAGAAGUCACUUGGAUCUUUAUCUAGGCCUCUUUUAUAUAUCGCCUUCACUAUAUUAAGAGGUUUAGCUUCUAGGUUCAAACUGGUUUCCUGUGAGGGUCGUGGUUGGGAUUUGAGAGAUGGCUAAGCAUUUUAGAGCACUGGCUACUCUUCCAGAGGACCCAGGUUAAAUUCCCAGCACCC